AUGGUGGCAUCAGCCUUGCCGCAACAGCAGAAUUUGUACGAGUUGUUUACCAACCCUGACAACGCAUGGCAUCGGGACACUGUCCUGUCAUUCCCUGGAUCUCCUGCGUUCAAUAAUGCCACGCUCCGCUGGACCCCCUCUGCCAACCCGACGUAUUUUGCCGCCAUUUCUCCAGCUAACGAGGCUGAUGUAGCCAAAGCCGUAGGUUAUGAAGAGGAAUACCGAGAUUCGGGAAUGUCAGAAUAGCUAACAUUGACAAUUGAAUGAUAGGUGAAACUUGCCAGUAAUGCGGGAAUUCCCUUCCUCGCACAAGGGGGACGUCAUGGAAUCGCCGCGCAGCUAAACACUCUGAGAAACGGACUGGCAAUCGAUCUCUCAAAGAUGAAUUUCGUCUCCGUAAACAGGCGUGCUGCUACUGCUCAUAUUGGUGGCGGGGCCCGAUUUAGAGAUGUCUUUGGACCUGUGGGUGAUGCUGGUUUCCACCUUCGUAAGUCUUUCCUUAUAAGUUGAAUCCCAUCAGUUAGUUACACAGCGAGUAAACUCAUAAAAUAUCAUAGAAACUGGUUCAGGUUCUUGUCCCGGCGUCAUGGGCGUUGCCCUGGGUGCUGGUGUGGGACGAUACCAAGGCAUGUUCGGCCUCGUGCUUGAUAAUCUGCUUUCAGCCCGCCUGGUUACGGCCGAGGGAAAGGUCGUCGACGUCUCCAAGUCGCAAAACCCUGAUCUUUUCUGGGCUAUCCGCGGUGCUGGCGCGAACUUUGGUAUUGUGACCUCGGCAGUAUUUAAGCUCAACAAGGCACCGAACGGUGGGCAAGUGCUCAACGCUGAUUUCAUCAUCCCUGCAGCCUCCAACAGCUCGUAUAUGGACCUACUUCAGACCCUUGAGAAUAUGCCCCCUGAGCUUGCUACGAUCUCUUUUGUCUUAUGGAAUGAGACCAUCAGCCAGGUUUGUUGCCGCCGCAUCCUCCAGAAAACACUAGAAAGUAAUGGCUAACCGGAUCACUCGUCUAGCCCCAGAUUCUUGCCAACUGGGUCUACACUGGUCCACGGGAGCAGGGCAUGAAACUAAUCGAUCCAAUUUUUCGACUUAAUCCUGUGCGUAGUGAGAUAAAGAUGGUUGCUUGGAAGGACCUUGUGGGCGCGGCUGGGUUUGGGAUAGACGGCCUGUACUGCCAACCAAGCAACACGCAGUUCACGCAGAUUUCGACCAACGUGCGUCGGCUCGAUGCCAAGACGUUCAAAACAAUGUUUGAGAAAAUGAACAACUUUUAUAAGAGGGUUCCUGCCGCCCGCGCAAGCAGCAUCGAGCUCGAAAUCUUCAACACUGAUGCCGCCAAGCGCGUGCCGAGGGACGAGACGGCCUACCCCUGGCGUGACACCAUCGGCUACACCAUGUACGAGUGGAGUUGGCAAACCGCAGAGGCUCGUGAGGAGUGCAUCAGGAUGGGCAACGAGCUUCUGCGCGACUUCGUGGCUACGUCGGGAUACCCCGAUGUUUCCGUCUACGUCAACUACGCCAGCGGCAACGAGACGCUUGAGCAGAAGUUUGGGAAGGAUAAGCUUCCCAGGCUGGCUUCACUCAAGAGAAAGUGGGAUCCAAGAAAUGCCUUCCGAUACACCAAUCCUCUACCUACGAAGUAUCCUUGAGCCCUUGGCCCACGCGGUUAAAACUCAACAGAUUAUCAAUCGUCUCUUGAAGAUUGCCAAACAACGAUAGCAAACGCUGAGAAUUUUCCUGUGUGUUACUAUUCCUAGCUAUUCUGAGAAAAAAAGACAAAUGAAUUCCCCCGGAAGCCGUAUUCAAGAACAAUUCAAUAUUUUAGUCCCAUCUCUUACUCUCUAGUUAAGGGUGGAAAUCAUUUCAUGAGAAGUAAGAAGAUACGUAUUUAAGUAUAUGUGCGGACGAAAGAGAAAUUGCUUAUCCACACUUCGGGGAUAAGCCGCCAUCCAAAAGAGUGAAGUCUAUGAUGAAAGCGACCUUCUAUCGCCGAGGAGGCGUCACCUAUGACUGGCCUCGGCGAUCCUCUGCCCGUGCAACAUUACAUCCAACAUGACACCCAGUUCCUACACUUACAUGAGUCCAAUGAAUCAGGAGGAUAAGGCCGAAUAUGACGGCUGGACUUUGUUCAAUCUUGUGCAGCGGAACUUUGAACAAAACUCGAGUGCUAUUUAAACAUUUCAUCACAAGAAGGGAGGAAACAUUUGAAAGACCGCGUGUUGGUACAGGAGCCCUUCAUCAUUGGCUCAAGAAGAAAUCAUGUAUAGGCAACGGCUGUCGAUUUUCACGCUAUCUCUCCUGCCAAUUUGUGGCUGGCUAGCGUAUUCCAUCUGGCGAGACUGGGACGUUGAUCAGAAUAUCAGACGUCUUCUCCGCCACAAAAGCAAUGAAUGGCAUGUGAACACCAAUAUCAUAUUCCCGGAACAUCCGGAUUUUGCCAAAGUACGUCGAGAGGAAUAAUGCAUGUGCAGUUCCAGACGCACUGACAAAAGAGGCAGCGUUCGGAAAGAUGGUCCAAUUUCUGUCAGCCAAAGUUCUCAAUGAUUGUCACUCCGGCAACUGAGGCGGACGUGGUAGAAAUUGUUAGCUGUUCAUGGCAUACCACUGUCUUAAAGACGAUAGAUUGCUGACGAGACUUAGGUCAAGUUCGCAACAGCGCAUGAUAUUCCCUUUCUCGCUACUGGUGGUCAUCACGGAUAUUCAACCACAUUCGGGAAGCUGGUUCAGGGCCUGGCAAUUGAUCUUAGCCUGCUGAACUCAGUCGAGGUGUUUACAGGUAAUGGUACUUUGGUCGUCGGCGGAGGCACUCGAUGGAGCUCGAUAUUAGAUCCUGUCUACGAGGCAGGUUUCGAAAUGCGUGAGUCCGUGUUUAAAAUAUAUAUGUGACCCUCGCAUAAUAACAAGACUCGUAGCAACUGGCUCCUGCUCUUGCACAGGAGUUGUGGGGACAACAAUAGGUGGUGGUAUCGGGCGCUACUCAGGACGAUAUGGCAUGAUCAGCGAUUCAUUGAUCUCGGCAAAUGUGGUCACUGCAGAUGGGCGACUUGUUGAAGUCUCAGAGACCUUAGACCCGGACCUAUUUUGGGGCAUACGUGGUGCUGGCGCCAAUUUUGGCAUCAUCACUCAGGCCACGUACAAGCUACGGAAGGUAGAUGGACAGAAUCUUGUGAUGAAUGCUGACUUUGUCUUCAAUCUCGACAUGAGCCACUCAUACUUCGACCUUUUGGAAUCUUAUGAUAGAUCGAUGCCUGAGAGCCUUGCCAUUGUCUCUAUGAUCAUCUAUGAUGAAAAGACGAAUGCUGUACGCGCGAUAUUUUCUCCGUUUGAUUCAUCUUUCCCUAGCUGAUUGCCUAAUGCUAGGCUCAAAUUCUGGCAAAUUGGGUUUACCUUGGCCCAGAAGAAGAAGGCCUUGACGCUAUCAAGCCCUUACUUGAAUUGCAGCCAUCCAUGUCUUCCAUCUCCAUGGUCCCGUGGAAUAAGAUAUUAUCUUCCCAGGGGCUGGGUGUUAUCGAUACUAUGUUCUGCCAGAACAACAAGACGCGAAGCCUCUAUUCGGCGAGUGUACGACGCUUUCCAGCCUCAACCUCCAAGACGGCGUUCGAGAAGAUGGAAAAAUUAUACGCCGAAUAUCCCAGUGCCAGAGCAAGCAGCUUGAGUUUGGAGAUGUUCCCUAAUCAGGCUGCCAUGGCUCAGGGUUCGGAUGCAACUGCAUAUCCGUGGAGAGACGCUCGGGGCCACAUGUAGGUCAAAUAUGAGGAACUCUCAAGCCUGGGAGGAGAAAAAUGUGUGCUAACUGUGCCGCUAUUCUAGGAUUUUCCUCUUUCAGUGGGAGAAGACUAAUGGCCAUGGCUUAGAUACAGAUGCCUUAGAAGUGUCGACCUUGCUUGGCCAGAGCUUUCAAGACGCCUUUGCCAAGACUUCGGAAUAUCACCAAUUAUCUGCCUACGUCAGUUAUUCACAUGGCGAUGAAAGUUUGGAGCAAGUCUUUGGCAGAGAGAAUCUGCCUCGAUUGGCUGCUUUGAAGAAGAAGUGGGAUUCCCAGAAUGCAUUUGCAUACAGUCAUGUGCUACCAACAGAAUAUCCUCCAACGGAAGCUUCAAGACUGUAG
This is a messenger RNA of Clonostachys solani, 4103 nucleotides long. Lineage: Eukaryota; Fungi; Ascomycota; Sordariomycetes; Hypocreales; Bionectriaceae. The record is from the annotation of a GenBank genome assembly.